Molecule: messenger RNA, 4365 nt
Organism: Oncorhynchus nerka (sockeye salmon)
Lineage: Eukaryota; Metazoa; Chordata; Actinopteri; Salmoniformes; Salmonidae
Product: galectin-3-like
Exons: 5
Coding region: 2848-4032 (394 amino acids)
Biological process (GO): monocyte chemotaxis; eosinophil chemotaxis; positive regulation of calcium ion import
Cellular component (GO): nucleus; immunological synapse; cytoplasm
Molecular function (GO): IgE binding; laminin binding; carbohydrate binding
Source: RefSeq, a predicted model, not a curated record
CCUCAACAACACAACAACAACCGGUAAUGUAACGUUUUAUUCAUUUAUAUAUCUCUUAUUUCUCCAGGUUAGUCCCUGAGAUCCAGAAAAUCUGUAUUGUCCCAUUGGUGAGUUUGACUUAUCUUUGACAAGGGAGCUUUUACCUUAUUUUAUUGUUUUACUGUUUUACUUUACUGUGUGUUGCAUUUUUAAAUGCACUUUAAAUAAAGUUUGUUUUGAUCUAUCUAGCUCCAGCUGUCUGGUAUCAUAGUUGAUGAAACAUGGAAUAUUCAAAUACAAUUUUGGCUGAUCUCUGACAUAGGCUUUCUGCUUCCCCCUCCAAAAGCUGGUACUUACUCUUAUCUGCAGCAGGGCCAUUUUAGUCCUGGGCUAAGGUUGGUGUUCUGCACUUUAGAGUGUGAAAGUAUUAAAUGUUUCUUAGCUUUGCUGCAGUCUAAAAGAGGUCAUUUGCCAAACCAACAUUUUGCAGUGUGAAAAGCCCUGGCUUAUAGAGUGUCUCUUCCACUAACCUACAUUUUGGCUGAAUAGGAUCAUUCAUUGUACGAUGAUCCACCUACAUUUUAUAUGAGACAGAUUUGACAUGUUCUGCAUACUGCAGGUCUUUGGGAUGUUCAAAAGUAGGCCACUUACUGAGGGAAAGCUAGAUUCAAUCCGAUCACCACUUUUCGGUGGUCAUGGCUAGAAGGGUUGCAGCUAAUGUCAAAGUGAUGUCAAAAGUAGCAUGUUUGAGUCACUUUGAGGAGAAUUUUACCAUUUUAGUUCACCCUAAUUAUUUCCCUAACCUUAACCUAAUUCUCCUAAUUUGCAACGUUAAUUAUCCUAACCUGGCGUGUAAAUUCUCCUAACCUGCUACGAAAAGUCGGUUGGUAUGGCAACUGCUUGUCAUUGGACCACAACGAGGAGCUACAGAACCUAUAGAGGGAACAUCCCUGGGGCCGAGCUCCCUACCAUCCAGGACCUGGCGGGUAGAUGCGUUGGCCCAGUAACCGAAUGGUUGGUGGAUUGAAUCCCCGAGCUGACAAGGAAAAAAUCUGUUGUGGUGUUCUGUCCCUGAACAAGGCAGUUAACCCAUUGUUCCCCGGACGCUGAUGACGUAGCUGUCGAUUAUGUCAGCACCCGCACCUCACUGAUUCAGAGGUGUUGGGUUAAACGUGGAAGACACAUUACAGUUGAAUGCAUUCAGUUGUACAACUGACUAGGUAUCCCCCUUUCCCUCUAUACCAGGCAGUGUCAGAGGAAGGCCCUACAAAUAGUCAAAUACUCCAUCCACCCAAAUCAUAGACUGUUCUCACUUCUGGCUGCAAUGCUACCUCACGACAAGCGAUACCGAUGCCACAAGUCUGGAACCAACAGGACCCUGAACAGCUUCUACCCCCAAGCCAUAAGACUGAUAAAUAGUUGACCAUAUACCUACCUGGACUAUCUGCAUUGACUCUUUUCGCACUCACUUUUUUUUUGACUCAUCACACACAGUAUGUUGCUGCUGCUGUUUACUCUCUGUCACUUUAUUCAUAGUUCUCCCUAUAUAGCCUACAUCUCUGCCUCAAUUACCCCUGCACAUGGACAUGGUACUGGUAUUCCUUGAUUAUAGCAAGUUAUCGUUGCUCAUUGUGCCUGCUUUUAUGAUGACCUGUUUUACUUUUCUAUUACGUCUAUAUUGUCUUUCUCUCUGCAUAGUUGAGAUGUAAGUAAGCAUUUCACUGUUAGUCCACACCUGUUCACAAAGCAUGUGACAAAUUACAUUUGAUUUGAUUUGAAAGUCCCUUCUGCCAUUUGCUGCAUCCCAUCUAGUCAAACCCCUUUUGGGCUAUGCACCUUUUGAAGGUUCUGUCUAGAAGGGAUACAGCUUUUGUUAGAACUGACUUUUCUUAGCAGCUUUUAGGAGAACUUACGCAGCAGGUGGGAAGAAUUAACGUAGCAGGUUACUAGAAUUAAAUGAAGGUCAGGAAAAUGGUUAGGUUUAGGGUUAGCUAAAAAAUGCACACAAAAAAAACCGUUGACAAUGGUUGUUUAAGAUGGCGCCGACAGAUAUGACAGCGCUGCUUCUAGCUCCUAAGCAACUUUGCAGUAUUUUGUUUUUUACAAGCACUUCGCUACACCCGCAAUAACAUCAGCUAAUAUGUAUAUGUGAACAAUAACAUUUGAUUUGACGUUAAAUUGCACAAAAGCUGUAUCCCAUCUAGACAUCAACCCACUUUUGAAGGCAAUGCUUCUGUGUUCGCGGAUUCUGCAAUUGAAAAUGAGUCCAGACUUAAUCUAGGCCUAAGAACUUUUAGACAUUAUGGCUUGAACAUUCCAUUCUGAAUGACAAAGAAAGAAAUAUGGAGGGCAGAUGUGUUACACUGAAUUGUUUCUUUUAAUAGUGUGGACUUAGAACAUGUAUGGUUUGGAGGCCUAUUGCAGAGUCAUCAUGUAUUGUCUAUAAACACCAUGCACAACAUAUAGGCUAUACAGACUGAGGGCAGGUAAUCAGGUAAUGAUGUUAUUAGUGAGUAGCUAUCUGUACAAUCUGCUGUGCUAAGAGAAGACAGUCACUUGUGUGACUGUGGCAGAAUGAUUACAGACAACAGAUUCACAAUUCCAUACACAUUCCUUACGAAGGGCUUUAUUAUGCAUUAUGUUCCAUAUGACAUGGCCUUCUACCGUCAUACUCUGUGUAUGAGUACUGAGUAGUGUGGGAUUUGUUCUAUAAUAAUUCACUGGGGCCAUCUAGUGGUCAUCUCAGUAUCAGCUGGUGUAAUCAGCGAUGAAACUGGAGCAAAUAAGUUCCUAAAGUGAAAAUCUUCUUAACCUGUGAUCCAACAGUGGUGAGUUGCUAUAGUGAUUUGUGUUUUGUUAGGGCUUCUAAUGCUUCCGUUUCUGAUGAAGAUGAAAAAACGUAGUGAUGCUGUUUUCUCUUUACUUACAGAUACUAUGGAAGGAAGCAACAGCAUCUGGCCCAGUCAACAGCAACCAGGGGGUCCAGUCUGGCCGACACAGCCCAGCCAACAGCCCACCCAACCCCAACCCCCAUCCUGCUGGCCUGAGCAGCCCAGCAUCCCCUGCUGGCCUGGUCCUCAAUCAUCCCAACCAGCCCCAGCUCAACCUCAGCCCAUGCCUUGCUUUCCUGGGAACCCGAACACCCCCUGCUGGCCUGGGCAACAGCCAUCCCAACAAGCCCCAGGUCCGGCCCAAAACUGGCCUGUGCCACAGCCAUCACAACCAUCCCCAGCUCCAGCCCAAAACUGGAACUGGCCUGGUCCUCAACCAUCCAAACCAUCCCCAGCUCCAGCCCAAAACUGGCCUGGUACUCAACCACAACAUACCCAUCCAGCCCCAACCCAUCCCUGCCAGCCGUGCUGGCCUGGACCCCAGCCCCAGCCUCCCCAAUUACAGCCCCAGCCUACACCCCAGCCUUAUCAACCUCCAGCCUCAAUUCAAGCCCAGGCCCAGGGCCCCAGCCAGCCCAGUCCCCCAGGGUGGCCAGUCCCAGGCUUUAACCCAGGCGUUAACCCAGGGUCUGGAUGGCCAUUCGGCCCUGGUCAGGACCCAGGUGUACAAUCUAGUUGGCCUGAUCAGGACCCAGGUGGCUUCCCACCUGCUACACAGUGGAAUCCGACACCAACUGGACAGAAUGUGCCCUACAACCUGAACCUACAAAGAGGCAUCUACGACAAGAUGAUGCUCACCAUCAUGGGCCAGGUCAAACCAAACGCUAAGCAGUUCACAGUGAACUUUCUGCGAGGUAAUGACAUCGCCUUCCACCUCAACUCUCGGUUCAAUGAGGGGGGCAAGCAGGCAGUGGUGAGGAACCACAAGAUGGGAGAGCACUGGGGGAAGGAGGAGAGGCACACACAGGGAGGCUUCCCCUUCAUGGCCGGUCAGUCCUUCGAGAUGAAGAUUUUGGUUACGUCUGGCGAGUUUAAGGUGGCUGUGAACGGAACUCAGCUGUUUGAGUUUAAACACCGCAUCAGAGAACUCAACCAGAUCGAUCGCAUCAGCAUCCUCCAUGAUGUCAUCCUCACCUCUGUCAACGUAGACACGAUACCAUGACAACCAUACAUAUGACAUCCCUAUAUUAUACAACACUCAGCAUAGGCUACAUGCAUAACAUGGUAUCAAUCUGCAGUUAUAGUCUUUGCAACUUUUUUAUGAUGAUGAUUAUGAUGGUGAUAAUGGUGAUGAUGAUUAUGAUGGUGAUAAUGGUGACGAGCUGCAAACAUAAUACUGCAUUAAUACCCACUAACUCCACAAAAAAACUAAUGUGUAUAAUUUACAAGGUAUGAAGGACUAAGAAUUAAGCAAUGCCAUUUCAUUUAAAUGUGUAUAAUAUUUUAUAUCUAUUUUCUGUUGAACGUCUAUGUAAAUAAACAUACUUUAUGCUUA